Messenger RNA from Bombus pyrosoma, 4428 nucleotides. RefSeq lists its product as uncharacterized. The transcript has 2 exons. Lineage: Eukaryota; Metazoa; Arthropoda; Insecta; Hymenoptera; Apidae. Gene Ontology annotation, cellular component: SCF ubiquitin ligase complex. Gene Ontology annotation, biological process: SCF-dependent proteasomal ubiquitin-dependent protein catabolic process. The coding region runs from base 1943 to 3685 and encodes 580 amino acids. The record is from RefSeq and is a predicted model, not a curated record.
GGUCCAGUGAAAGUGUCGCAGUAGUGUGUCGGAUUCGGUUGUGUUUGCCUUUAUGUAACCGAACGUGUGAACGACUCACGGUGUCCGCCGCUGUUUUGCAUAUUGUACGGAUUUCAAUGUCCGCUGCGGCACGUGCAUCACGCGGAUUUCUAAGUCCAAAUGCUCUCGCGGUUUCGCUUCUAUGAACCGAUUCAAAACAUACUCAGGGUUUUAUUAACAUAACACGCGACCCGCGACGCAGUAAGAAAGAUGAGAUAGGAUUGGAUUUCAAUAAUUCAACUUCACCAGCUAUUAUCCAAUCGCUAUCGAUCGCGAUUUACAUACAUUUCCAGCCUAUCUUUCUAUCUUUCUAUCUCCAGCCUAACAACAUCUUUUUGCUCUAUCUGCGCGAAUAGGUCUAGGUCAGACAACAGCUAGGUCUAGGUCAAGUUUAAGCACGGUGUAACAGCAAUUUUCACUUUCGAUCUUCUUUCGUUGAAUUCAUUUUAUUUCUCUGUCAACCGGUUAUUUUCUUUCUUAUAGUACGCGAUAUUCUGUUUUAUUAUCUGUUUCAUGAUCGUGUUAAAAUAGUUAUUUCGUAUAUUGUACGUUACGCUCCCUUUGAUCUUACACGCACGAGCACGCAGAUGGUUAUCUGUGGCUGCUAGCGAAAUUGCAUUACAGUACACGAGGCGUUAGUUAAUUAAGAAGAGGUCGCGCAAAACCUCGCUACUCGCGGACCGUUCUCCAACGAUGUUUUCGCAAUUAUACCGCGCAUCGAUGCCACCUUUCUGUCACUCUCGCAACAGAUCCUCGAUACUUGGCUACGCGAGCGUCGUUUAUGCAUGGAAUAGAAAUCGAUGGAAAUAAGCGUGUAUUAGUGCGAUAAAAACAGGAAAAAGAUAAUCACACGACACAGUCGACGUAUCACACAGGCUAUAGAAAUUAUUUUAUCGUCGAUCUACUUACUACCACGAGUUUUGCGAGUUAAAACUUGGAAAUCGAAUUUGGAUUAAACUAGUGUUCUAUGUUAUGCAACGUAGAAAAAAAUAUGACGAUUCGAAUGAUUUAUAACGGAUGCCCAAUAAAUUAUAGAUUCAAACAAUUUAGUCAAUUACGGUUCUUUUUACGCAACCGAGAGAUGACGUAGGAUCAGUUAGGUAAUGAAUUAACGUUUUUCCUUUUAUCGAAAUGGAAAAAAUCAAUGACACAUGACAGAGGCUUGAAAGUAUACAUAUAAUAACAGGGUAAUGAUUUAUUGAUAAAGAGAAAAUGUAUGUAUGUAGCGUAUCUUGCGUCGCAACAUCGUUAGAAUGAGACACGUUUUGAGCACGUUUCCUACUUUUCCCCGAUUGAUAUAUCGUGACAUGUAGAAUCAUGAAGGAGAGACGAGCACGUGUAGUCUGCAUAUAAACGCACAUUGCGUCGAACUUGGCAAGCUUAACGGAAAUGUAAAAUAUUUUUCUUUUUUGUUAACAGAUUAAAAAUUCAUAAAGGAUUAUUUCUGUUUUAAUAUUUAAAGAUCACUUUUUAAAAUGUGCAGCUACAGAUCUGUUUCUCAAUUUUUUAAAUGUCAAGGCUUCCCUUUUUUUUUUGUCACGAGAUUAUUGCGUUUAAAACACAUUUUUUCUUCAAUGGCCUCCCCAAAUUUUCUUACUGAUUCCUUUCAUUCGAAUACAAAAUUAGAAAAUCAUAAAUCAGAGUAAAGUUACUUUCGUAUUCGUUUGUUCCUUAAAGAAAAAAAUAGAACAGCGUAGAAAUGUCCUUUGUAUUUGCAAUAAUAUUCAGAUUUAUGAAAAGAUACAAAAUUUAUUAAUGAAUACUUCUCGAACUCAGAAUGAUAAUUUUAAUAGACAGUAGUAAAACAAUGCGGGGAAAAAGCAUCGGCGCAUUCUGUCACGAAAGUUCGCAAGGAUAACUAUUUUUAUUUACUGAUAAUUAUAUAGUGAAUGAACAAGAGAAGAUGCCUGGCCACCGUCAGCCUAAGUCCCUAGAGAGACUUAGUUUGGGACGUGUGUGUCAACAACUCGACGGGACGUGCCGCAGGCUGCAGGUGCUUUCACAAAAAUUAUCUGCUGCACAAGUAUUGGCAUACGCAAAGCAGACCAUUAGACCUUACUACAUAAAUGCCUUGCCAGCACGUUUGAGGUCUCAAGUUAUCGAAGGAACUUCAAAAAUGUUAUAUGGGCCUGCAUCAGACGGAACAACUUUAAUUGCUGGCCCAGCCCCUUUAUACUUAUUAGCCCUUCUUCUUGGACACGAUAUAAAACAGUUGAGAGUGAAUCUCUGCUGUUACUAUGGAUGCAGCCAUCAGACAUCGUUGCUAAAGCUACUUGCAUCAGAAGGAAUUGGACUUGAAUCUUUAGAGCUGGCUCGUUCAGCUUUAUUAAGAUUAGACUGCAAAUUAUUAAGAUGUGCUCUCUUAAAUAUGAAGAAUCUGAUGAGUUUAACUUUACGUAAUAUAGCCAGUGAUGUAGUGCUUCAAGUAGUGGGAAAAGCUUGUCCAAAACUUGUACACCUGGAUGUAGCUUGUUCCAGACAAGUAACAGAUGUAGGAUUGAAGCAAUUACUGUUACAAGUAGAACUUAGAGACAAGGUGCCCCAUACUGCGAUGCAAGAACCUACUAGUUGGUCCCGUUUGAAAACACUGCUUUCAAAAUUGAAAAUGAGAAAUUCUAAAUCAGAGAAAAAGGAGAAGCAAGGAGUACUUUUGGAAUACUACGAAAACAGGAACUUUCUCUGUGAUACGCUCAGAGUACUUAAUGUUGCUAACACUGCUGUAACUAGUACAGGAGUACUUCUGGCUUUGGUACAUGUUCCACAGUUGGAAUCUCUAGCAGAAUAUAGCCAUAUGGGAAGAGUAAUGGAAGUUAUGAACAAAGGACUCAUUGGAUUUAAAACUCCAUUUAGUCUAACUCAAGCAAGAAGUUGCAGAACAACACCAGUUCGUUUAGAACUUUUAGCGCAGGCAUGCCCAAGAGUUGAGAAAUUACAUAUUUCAGAGCCUCAUCAUCCUCCUGAGGCUUUGAGAUUAUUUCCCUAUGUCACUUCCUUGAGUGUGCACAGUAUACCAUCUCAAAGAGAAUGGUUGGAUGGUUUUUACGAUUAUCUUCGCACUAAUGGUCACAAUCUACGCGAACUUAAUUUGAGAAUAACGCAAAACGAAAAUCCUAUUCAAGUUGAUUUAAAAGAAGUUUUUAGUAAUUGUUCUAAUCUUAGAACAUUUACUAAUGAUGGAUCAAACAUAAUUUGGACAGAAGGUGCUGACCCUCCUCCACUGAAAUACUUGAAGAAAAUACAAUUAGGCCGUAUAGUAAGUGCUGUUGCUAUUACAAAACUUCUUUCAUUAGCACCAGAGUUAACAGCACUACAUGUUCAUAGUUGUUUUGAUCUCACUAAUGAACACUUGGAAAAGUUAUUAAGUAUAUCGAACAAACACAGAAAUCCAAGAAAGUCUGAUAAGUGUGAAAAUAGUUUAGUACAAAACCUAACAUGUUUUUACAUAUACGAGGCCAGUAAGGUAUCUGCAACUACUGUGCUGAAUAUGUUUAAAAACUGUAAAAGACUGAGAAAGAUUGGAAACUUGGCAAAUUGGGGUUUGGAUUGUGAAGGCGUAAGGAUGUUAAGAACAACAUUAACUCACACAAAUUUGGAUGUGGAUUUAUGUCCAGGAGCUCAUUGGUUUUGUGGUAAUUGUAUCCAAUAACAGAUUUUUUCAAACUUCUAUGUAAUAAAAACAGCUUUUUAAAAAUCCUGUCCAUGACAUAAUCGGCUGCUGUUUAAAUCUGUUAUACUUUAAUAGACUGUAAAAUUGUCAGUAUUAAAAAUAAUGUUAAUAAAUAUAAGAAAAUUUAUAUUUGGAAAAACGCAAAUAUACGUUUAUUAUGUAAUUAAACAAAUAUAAACAUAAUCGCAACUGGUAACAGUAAUUGGUCGUCUUAGCAUCUUAUAACAAAUAUAUUUUUGCUUCGUUUAAUAAAUUCAGAUUUGAUUUUGUAUGAUUAUAUACUUUGUUACGAUUAUAAAUACUAAAAUAAUAUUCAACAAUAACAUACUAAAUAUUGAAUAAAAAAACUAUACUACUAUCUCACGUUGCAGUAACUUACUUUAUAAUAAUAAGAUUAACAAAUAAAUCAAAAUAUAUGAUAUGAAAUAUAUGAUUUCUUAUACUAUAAAAUAUAACUAUAUUAUGUAUUCAGUUAAAAAAGUUCCAUUAAAGAAAGUAAUGCCAGUAAAUAAGUGACAUGAUAAAAUAUAUAAAAAAAAAUAAAUAAAUAAAAUGUAUUUGUCUUAAGUAUAAGUUGUACUACUACUUUCGAAUCGUAUAUUAAUAAUUACAUAAAAAUUUCGAAAAAAAGAAAGAGAAAAAUUGAUUUGUGUUGAAUGAUCCGAUAUAUUUCGAACUUAGUACAUACGUAUCAAAUUGCAAUAAAAGAUUUUUGACAAAAA